AUGAAAAAAGAAAAUGAAACUAGUACUCAAGAAUUUGUCCUCCAGGGAUUCUCCAUCGUUGUUAGAGAACUACAAGUUGUACUUGCCUUCAUCACGAUCUAUGUAUUGACACUAGCAGAGAAUACAGUCAUCAUCAUAACAGUCCACAUUAGCUACUGCCUCCACACCCCUAUGUACUUCUUCUUGAGCAAUCUCUCCUUUCUGGAGAUGUGUUAUAUUACUGUUACUAUGCCUAAAAUGCUUAGCAGCUUACUGACAGGAUGCAAGAUCAUCUCUUUUGAGGGGUGCAUAGUCCAGCUCUACUUUUUCAUUGCUUUAGCCUGCACUCAGUGUGUGCUUCUGGCUGUCAUGGCUUAUGACCGCUAUGUGGCUAUAUGCAGCCCCUUGCUCUAUUCAACCAUCAUGACACGUGAACUUUGCUUUUGCUUAGUAGCUGGCUCUUGGGUGGGAGGUUUUACUAGCUCCAUGCUUAAAGUAGUCUUCAUCUCACAUCUGAAUUUCUGUGGCUCAGUUAUCAACCACUUCUUCUGCGAUAUCUCACCCUUGCUAAACCUUGUCUGUAUGGAUAUGUCAAUGGCAGAGAUAGUGGAUUUUAUCCUGGCAUUGAUCAUGAUCCUUCUACCUUUGCUUGUGGUGGUGACCUCUUACUUCUGCAUAGCUGCUACUGUAGUGCGGAUCCCCACAGCUCAGGGAACGUGGAAAGCUCUCUCCACUUGUGCUUCCCAUUUAGUAGUUGUUGUCAUCUUCUACUCUACUACUCUGUUCACCUAUGCCCGACCUAAGGCCAUGAAUGCCCUUGACUCUAACAAGCUAGUGUCAGUUCUGUACACAGUUGCAGUACCUUUCUUCAACCCUAUCAUUUAUUGUCUGAGGAACCAAGAUGUCAAAGAAGCACUAAGAAAAACCUGCUCAAGCAGGGUCACCUGGAGCAUGGUGUCCAGGACAGUGUGUCCAUGA
Molecule: messenger RNA, 957 nt
Organism: Rhea pennata
Lineage: Eukaryota; Metazoa; Chordata; Aves; Rheiformes; Rheidae
Product: olfactory receptor 6P1-like
Exons: 3
Coding region: 1-957 (318 amino acids)
Biological process (GO): G protein-coupled receptor signaling pathway
Cellular component (GO): membrane
Molecular function (GO): odorant binding; G protein-coupled receptor activity; olfactory receptor activity
Source: RefSeq, a predicted model, not a curated record